AAAGCUGCCCGUGUUUGCCUUGGAAAUCAUUGCACAUUUGCCGCUAUUCCCGAUCCAUCAUUCACUGCUCUCUCUGCCAAUUCCCCCUUAUAUCUCUCAUCCCUCCAUCCGCUUUUGAAUCUCUCUCUUCUUUUCUACUUUUAAAACCUCUCCCCACAGCCAUCGUUCGUCGCGUACCAUCAACUUUUCAUCAACCAACCAUCAACAACUCAUCCCAUCCACCACUUUUCAUCUCUCAAACACUUCAAUCAACAUGACUGGACGCGGCAAAGGUGGCAAGGGCCUCGGAAAGGGAGGUGCCAAGCGUCAUCGAAAGAUCCUUCGUGACAACAUUCAGGGUAUCACCAAGCCUGCCAUCCGACGUCUCGCUCGUCGUGGUGGUGUGAAGCGUAUCUCUGCCAUGAUCUACGAAGAGACCCGUGGUGUCCUCAAGUCUUUCCUCGAAUCAGUCAUCCGUGAUGCUGUCACCUACACUGAGCACGCAAAGAGAAAGACCGUCACUUCUCUCGACGUCGUCUACGCCCUCAAGCGUCAAGGCAGAACCCUCUACGGUUUCGGUGGCUAAGCUCGUUCGCCUGCUGAUGCUCGCAUCGAGUCGUUCGACCGCACCUUGCAAUCUUUUAUGGAGCUUAAUGGAAUGAUGAAAUGGCGUAUGGGUAUUGGAUUCACACAAAGACAUUUGACAAUGGGGUUUGAAAUGGGGGGUUCUUUCACACAGAGGAGAGAAUUGUAUCAUUGCUGCUGAGGAAAGAUAUCGAGCUCACCGUGCCCACCGGUUGAUAGACCAUCGGCUAUCAAGACACAUAGUCAAUUGUAACAGCAAUAAAUAUCAACCAAAUCAAGUUGAUCAAACUCAUUUAAGAAAA
Molecule: messenger RNA, 866 nt
Organism: Exophiala oligosperma
Lineage: Eukaryota; Fungi; Ascomycota; Eurotiomycetes; Chaetothyriales; Herpotrichiellaceae
Product: histone
Exons: 3
Coding region: 254-565 (103 amino acids)
Biological process (GO): nucleosome assembly
Cellular component (GO): nucleosome
Molecular function (GO): structural constituent of chromatin; protein heterodimerization activity; DNA binding
Source: RefSeq, a predicted model, not a curated record